Messenger RNA from Lachancea nothofagi CBS 11611, 420 nucleotides. NCBI's taxonomy places the organism in Eukaryota, Fungi, Ascomycota, Saccharomycetes, Saccharomycetales, Saccharomycetaceae. The record is from the annotation of a GenBank genome assembly.
AUGUCAAACAUAUCGCCCCAAAUAUUCAAAUCUACCAACAUAGCUGGCGGCUCGCUGGCAACUUUAUCCGCUUUAUCGCAAACCUCAUACCUGAUCAAAAACUUUCCAGCUUUUUUGAUGGCAAUUUUUGCCUUGGGGCUGUCUAUUCCCAUCGUGUAUUUAGAGUUCAAGGUUCCUCCCAAUCUGUACCGCUUCGCCUCCUUUUACUUCAGUUUCAUAGGCAGAGGUCUCUGUUUCAUUUUGUUGUCUCUGCUGCUGAGUUUCGGAGGUGCCAUUAAGAUUUUCAUCUCGCUGCUGCUAUUCGUCGGCGGCGUCACAUACAUCAUCGUUGAGUUCGUGCCCAGCAUUCAAGAGCCCGACAACUUCAGACCCGAAGGCAGUUCUAUUGCAGUUGGUGAGGAUGCAGAUGACAUUAUUUAG